Molecule: messenger RNA, 3317 nt
Organism: Cololabis saira (Pacific saury)
Lineage: Eukaryota; Metazoa; Chordata; Actinopteri; Beloniformes; Belonidae
Gene: atoh8
Product: atonal bHLH transcription factor 8
Exons: 4
Coding region: 1928-2896 (322 amino acids)
Molecular function (GO): protein dimerization activity; DNA-binding transcription factor activity
Source: RefSeq, a predicted model, not a curated record
GCUCUGCUCCAGACCUGGUCCAGGAGGAGUUCUGGUUUAGACCUGGUCCAGGAGGAGUUCUGGUCUAGACCUGGUCCAGGAGGAGUUCUGGUCUAGACCUGGUCCAGGAGGAGUUCUGGUUUAGACCUGGUCCAGGAGGAGUUCUAGUUUAGACCUGGUCCAGGAGGAGUUCUGGUUCAAGACCUGGUCCAGAAGGGUUUCUGGUUUAGACCUGGUCCAGGAGGAGUUCUAGUUUAGACCUGGUCCUUGAGCAGUUCUGACUCAGAUCUGGUUCAGGAGGAGUUCUGCUUCAGACCCACAGAAGCAGCUGGUGGACUCGGGAGUGUUUUUGGGUCAGUACCAGGACUCAGAGACUGAAUCUGGGUCCAGGAGGACUUUGUGGUCAGAUCUCGGGUCUGGAGAGAGUUUGAAUAUCCGGGACACCCUGAGGACGUCUGGAUCCGACCUCCAACCUAUGUGGAUUUCAGAACUGACCAGGUGACUGUGGAGACUUUUAACUGGAUUUUGGACUCUGAAACCACAGUUCUGGAUCUGGCCCAGAGAGUUCCUGUUUGUGUCAAAGUUCUGGGUUCCGAUGAGACCCAGUUUGAGAGGAUCUUAGUUUGUGUUCAGCAGCUGCAGACUUCAGUCCGUUUGGAGAGUUUCUGUGUGUCUGGCAUGUGUGUGUGUGUGUCUGCUGUGGUGUGUGUGUGUGUUAACACAAGUAUGCAGACAGACUGGAGCCGCUCUCAGUUCUGUGCUUCAGUUUGAAAGAAGCUCUGCAGAGGAAAAAGCUGAGUGCACGUGUGUGUGCGUGUGCACGUGAAGGUCCAGUGUGACAGAGGCUCUGCAGGAGGGAAGCGUGCACGCCGGGCCGUGCACACGCCGGGCCGUGCACGCCUGUGAUGUGGAGCUCCAGGAUGCUGCUGCAGACAGAGAGGAGCCUGUAGACCAGGCGCUGCAGCGUUUGUGAUAAAACAUUAACAGCUGCUCAUUUUUACAGUUCAACUUUUCUUCAUAAACACGUCAGCGUUUUUAAACGGAACUUUGGUGGUUUGUAGUCCAGCAGCUCCCCCUGCAGGUCUGGACCUUCGUCUUGUCUAGUCUGCUUCUCGUGUGAUUUCUCGACCAUUCUGGAGUGUCUUCGUCUCCAUGACGACUGAGACAUGGUGUCAUAAAACCAUAAGCAAUUGUCACCAGAGACGAAUCCUUGGUUGGCAGGUCUCAUCUUCCCCAGAGACGAGAGAUCACGACUGCUGGACAACACCCCCAAAAACAAUUCAAAGAUUCCAUUGAAUGAAUCUGAAAAGGAUAUUCGAACAUGAAAAACUCCCCAUUGGGGGUUUAAUCAAGCUUUUAGCCCGUUAGCUACUUGGGGGCUGUGUCAUUCCGGUAUUCCAGACUCAGUUGGGUUAAGGUUGAUCAAUUCAACAUCCAUAAACUAAAUUUUUUGAUUGCUGAGUAGCCGGAGCAGGUGGAGUUAUUGACAGCAUCUGGGUGUGGUCAGGACAUCCAUUUGCUCAAUCGUUCCCUUGUUUUGCUUUAAUAUUUCAACUAGGGACUGAAAAUAGACAAGUGGUAAACAUUUUCUUUCAUUAAUGUAUGAAAAAAUGUUUAUUUGAAAAAAUUGUAGGAAAGUGUUGCACACGUCAGCAUCGAGCCAUUUUUUAUGAUACCCUGCUUCUGCAUUCAAACCAAACUCACGAAGACAUUACAGAAACUUUGGAAAGAUUUUUAAAAGACCAGCAUCUGACCCUUCCCAUCUGGAGAGUAUAAUCCACCGUCUGAAGUUACUCAGCGAGGCUCGUCAUCACGGUUCCGUGAAACAAGACUGAAGGUUUGUAAGAACCAGUCAAACUCUUACUGACUUUUCUCUGGUUGUGAAAAUCACAGAGGACUUUGAAGGAAUUGUGGAAUUGUUUGGAGGAAGCUCAGUCACGGUGGUGAAAUGAAGAAGCCACUCCCCGUGAGCAGCACCUGGAAUAGUUCUGGGAACUCUGAACAGGUACACAUGUCUGUCCCCGGCGCCAACAAGAAGUUCAAGAGGAAGUCUCGCGAGCCCAAACGGCUUUUCACGGAAACCAUGACGACCUUCCCCGUGGACGUUUCGGACUCUGACUCGGUGGACGACCAACACAUGGUGACACGAAACGUCAGCAUGCUGGCCCCCCUCCAGAGACAGUUGAUGAUGUCACAGGAGGUGGUGACCAACAGUAGGGGUGUUCUGUCAGGAUUACCAGAGGACGACAUGGCUCCAGGGCAGAGCGGCGCCAUCGACAUGAGGAUUGGCAUCAACGUUCCUGCCAACGGUGCCAGAGUGUCCCAGUCCCCAGAGUCUCCAUCGUCCAACCACGAGAUCUCUCACUGGCACCCUUCCAUCUCCCAGCCUCUGUCCAGCAGACUCAAGAUGGGCCUGCCCUCCACCUUUCCCCUGUCGACAUCAGGUAGCGGCGCCUGUUCUCCGGAUCACCAGGCGUUCCUGCUGGACCACGGUCUACCAGACCCCAGAGCCUCCCAGUCAUCCCAGUGUCUGGAACGCAUGGAAGUCCAGCUUUCACCGAAGGACUCCCCCAGGAAGCGGGCUGGGAUUGGUGGCGAUGGGCGGGGACAUCUUCCAGAGGUCAAAGCCAUCCAGCAGACCAGGAGGCUUCUGGCCAACGCCCGGGAGAGGACCCGGGUGCACACCAUCAGUGCUGCUUUUGAAGCUCUGAGGAAGCAGGUUCCGUGUUACUCAUACGGGCAGAAGCUCUCCAAGCUGGCGAUUCUGCGCAUUGCCUGCAACUACAUCUUGUCUCUGGCUCAGCUGGCAGAGCUGGACUAUAGCCCAGACCAUGGCAGCGUCAGCUUCUCCCAGUGUGUGGACCAGUGUACCAGGACCCUGCAGGCCGAGGGCCGUAGCAAGAAGAGAAAGGAGUGAAGCUGGCAGCAGAUACAGACCUGGAACCAUGAGGAGCAGGACCCGGAGGAGGUGGAUGGACAGAUCCAGGAGCAUCGUAGAUCCAUGUGGUCCAGCAAUAAAGAGAGCAGAACCAUGAACCUGCUCGGACUUCAAGUGUGAGGAAACUCCACGUGGAACCAGGGCCGGCCUCCAAACUCUGGACCUUUGGUUAAAUCAGGUCUCUGCUGUCCUGGUUCAACCCAAACAAUACCUGGAAGCAUUUCCCCCACCAGAUCACACGUUGGAGUUGGUGUUUGUCAGAUCUAUGUGGACGGUUCAGUCUGCUGCAGGACUGUUGAAAUACACAAAGUACAAUGUGUGGAAACUCAUUUUCAGAAAAUUGUCAUGAAAUAUUCUGAAUUAAAUCAACAAAAACUGUGAAAUAAAGAUACUAACACAG